GAGAAAAGGAUGCAGGAAAUUCUGUUGUUUACACGUGUCUGUAACACUGAGCCGCUCGAGCAGCCCAGCAAGCCCAAAGGACUGGUGAGAGACAUUCCAGUAUUCAUGGAGUUCUAAGCAGUUCUAAGCAUCUACACCUUGGCUGUAGACUUCUCAUGGAAGGCCAGGACCUAAACCUGGUUGACAGCAAAUUUCUGCUCCCAGAUCUUAACAGUAAUGUAUUCACUUGAGGCCUGAAAAGAUAAAUAUGAAUUUAGAUUCCAUUCAUGAGCUAAUUGAGGAAACACAAAUCUUCCAGAUGCAGCAAUCCUCAGUGAAACCACCUUGUGACGUGGUGGCACCCGCCUCAUCCCACAGGGACCCCUGGAAUUCCUGUUUACCACUUUAUGGGCUGCAAUCUCAUGCCGCUCACAACUUCCAUGCUCACUCCUGCAACACCAGUGAAUGGGACAUCUGUGAGGAACUUCGCCUGCGGGAACUUGAAGAAGUCAAGGCCAGAGCUGCUCAGAUGGAGAAGACCAUGCGGUGGUGGUCAGAUUGCACCGCCAACUGGAGAGAAAAGUGGAGUAAAGUUCGAGCCGAAAGGAACAGUGCCAGGGAGGAGGGAAGACAACUCAGAAUAAAAUUAGAGAUGACAAUGAAAGAAUUGAGUACACUGAAGAAGAAACAGAGUUUGCCACGUCAAAAGGAGGCAUCAGAAGCUAGUGUUACCCGAGACCUGAAGUGUCCUAGUUUCAUAGAAGUGUCCUAUGCACAAAGAGACCAAUUUCAAAUUGGUUCAGAAAUGUGUGAAUCUAUCAAAGAGUGUUUGUUAAGAAGAGAAUUUCCUAGAAAAGAGAACACAAAUAGUAAGGAAGAAAGUUUGAUUCUUGACUCAUUAAGAUUAAAUGAGGAAAUGAAACUCAAUCUAGAUUGUUCUGAUUUAUUCAAGAAUGGUGGUUCUGAAAACUGUGCCAUGAAACCUAGAUUAACACUGCAAGCAAUAAAUCUGCCUUUGGAGAAUGAAGUGCCUGAAAUGUCAGCUCUGCAGGUGCAUUUGGAUGAGUUCCAAAAAAUCUUAUGGAAAGAAAGAGAAAUGCGCUUAUCUUUGGAAAAAGAAAUAGGACGACUGGAGUCAGCUUUGUCUGUAUGGAAAUGGAAGUAUGAAGAACUGAAAGAAUCGAAGACAAAAAAUAUGAAAGAGCUUAACAUUCCUCAUGGUCAACAUGAAAAUGAAAUGGAAGAAAUACCAGAAGAUGUAAAGGAAGGAUUGAAAUCUCAAAACAAGGAUAGAGCGAUCUAUGAGUUAAGAGCAGAGCUAGAGAGACUACAGGCUGAAAACACCUCAGAGUGGGACAAGAGGGAAGUACUUGAAACAGAAAAACACGGACUGGAGAGAGAAAAUAGAAGGCUAAAGGUCCAGGUGAAAGACAUGGAAGAGCUCCUGGAUAGGAAAAACAGAUUAAGUGCAAACUCUCAAGGUCCUGCUUUCAAGACAUCACAAAUUGGACUGCAGGAAACAAACAAGGAACUGGUGGACCUUCAACAUGCCUACCAGAAACUAAGCAGACAAUACCAAGCAAAAACAGCAGAACUGACUCAUGCAAACAACCUCCUGGAUCAAAGCGAGGCCGAAGUAAAGAAACUGAGGUUGCGAGUGGAAGACCUAAAACAGGGACUCAUCCAAAAAGAAGACGAGCUUGAUAAUUUCCUGAAUCAGAUCCGUAAGCUCCAGAGAUCUCUGGAUGAACAGAAAGAAGCAAAUGAAAACUUGGAGAUUAAACUCAGGCACUUACAAGACCGAUGAUGCCUUCGCCUGUAAGACAGUCAUCCUGCAAAGUUUAAAAGUGGAAUAGAAAAGCUUAAAUUCUGUUCAUUUUGAUUGUUACCUGGCUGUCAUUGUCUGCCCUACGGAAUUGUUACCUUCCUACAUUCACUAUUUUGUAAAUCAUGCGUGUCAAAUAACGUUCUUCUAUGCAAAUAUUUUACUCUUUUCAGACAACCUAAGCAUUUAGGUGAAGUUUUGAUCAAUUACAUGAGAGUUUUUCUAACUGUGUGCUUAAUGAUUUAUGUUAGUGUCUCAAUAAUGAACUUUAUUGUUACUAUUUUAUCUUGUUUUCUAUCUUAUUUUAUGUAGGGUUCCAUGGUUCUCUCGUAUUUAAUUAUUCUAACCAUUUUAUUCUGCUCACGAAAGCAGAUAUUGUCUAUUUCAUAUGGUAUAUCACAUUUAUAUUUAAAUGAUUUUACAUCUGUUCUCAUAUUGCUUUAAAAGCAGAAUACGGUUAACUCUGUGUUUGAUUUUAUAUAUGUAUAUUGUUUAAUCAAUGGAUAAUAUGGUUUCCAUUUCUCUGCCUUCCCCCUGGAUCACAGGAUGCUGAGUUGAACUGACCCAGAGGUGUUUCUGGAAGUUGUGUCCAGCUACACAUGCCAAAUAUAAAUAUAAAACUCACUGUAUACUUAUAAUAUUCUACAAGAAAGACUCACAAAAAUCUUAUUUAUAAGUCAAGGUUUGGGAACAGAGUUUCAUACUAGGAAUUUGCCUGGUGACUAAGUUAGUCCUCUGUGUGCUUUUCACACGGGUCAUAACUAUGAAAUGUCCAUGCAGCAAGUUGACCUCAUCAUAUAACUUUGCAACAGAUUAUUUUAAAUAACUACCCUUA
Equus quagga is the source of this 2639-nucleotide messenger RNA. It is a transcript of the gene CCDC102B, whose product is annotated as coiled-coil domain containing 102B. Bases 248 to 1786 code for a protein of 512 amino acids. The transcript is spliced from 10 exons. NCBI's taxonomy places the organism in Eukaryota, Metazoa, Chordata, Mammalia, Perissodactyla, Equidae. The record is from RefSeq and is a predicted model, not a curated record.